AUGGAGGGUUAUCUCACUGUCCCGCCCGACAGGGGAACAAUCCUGGGACGGGCAUUGUGGAAGGCCCGUUACGUAGUUCUUGGGAGUGCUCAGCGCGAAGUGAAGCCCGAGGACUCACCUUCCCAAGCCCAGCCAGGCGCGCGUUGCAAAGACGGCCGAGGGACAUCUCGGAGUCAGAGUAAUAUCUCAUUUGAUGGCGCCACCUAUCUGUCAAUAUACAAAGCCUCGGACGACCGGGAGCCUAUCCAACAGUAUGCCGCCAACACCAUCGCCCAAUGCCAAGUUCAGAUGGUUGCGCAUCGCAAGCAGGGACCAGUGCUACCAACCCUCAUCAUCACCAUUGCCCCUGAUCCUGCCACAGACAAGCUUCGCAAACGUCGGUCGAGUCGAGCAGCAGGUCUCGUUGCUUCGAGCAGGGAGUCCGGCCCGCUGACGUUGUGGUUUCGAGCUGAGGAGGUUACCCGCGAGGGACAGAGUCUCAACGACUGGGCGAGGGCCAUACAAGCCACGAUCCAACCGAACAUGCCCGACGUAACCCCAAUGAGCCCGAUGUCUCCGGCUUCCAACAGUUUCAACAGCCCCUUCGCACAGCGACAGCCUCGCGACGCUUCCGAGUACUACCAAAACAGACCGCCAAGUGCCCCGAAGUCAACACUGCAGCACAAGACGUCUGCGGCGACAGGCUCGAGCCGGGAAAGACCCCUUACGUUCUCCGACACGCCGAGUCGAUCCCGGCGCAGCGACAUCUCGUCACUAGCUGGCAUCAACGUGCCACCGCUUGCGCCGCAAACCUAUGCUUCUGUGAUGCCAUCGGACUUGCCCUCGCCUGCAACCACAGCUGGAGGGCACUACGGCGGCUUUAUAGAAGGUUGGACCACAGCGCAGGGGCGAUCUUCCACCCUGAGCUCCCCAGUACGGAACGUACGCGACAGCAUGGGGUCCAUGCCUCCAUUUUCCCCACCGGCAACCAUAGAGUCCGGCUCACCGCCAGCCCCGCGAGAGACGAUCCUGGACAGAGCGUUCCAAUUGCACUGCAUUCCAGGGUCUGAUCAGCAGGUCCCAGGCGAAGAGAAGUUGAGCUCGCUCGCCCGCUUCGAAGCCUUGAUGCAGCAGGCGGAUGAGCAAAGGAAGGACAGGACACAGAGGCCACAGACGAUGAUGAGGCGGCCGGCCUCACCGCCUGCUUCCCCACCGGGUUCGUUGCAGCAGGCUGGGCUACGAAGUGCUUGGGACCUGGACGACUCGUCAGAUGACGGCCCGGGAGGCUCGGAUUCGGAUUCGACCCAUGGCGACUCUGGAUACGGACGAGAGGACGAUGUGGAGGAAGAUCAAGCAGGCAUCCGUGCCCAGUCACGGAGGACACUCGGCUACGUGUCUGGGCGGCGAACGCCUCAAUCUCAGUCUCCUCGUGGCACGAUGGGACCUCGGUCUCCCAUCGCCUUCAACCCCGAGACGCUGAUGGCUUUGAAUAGUGGGUCCAACCUUGGUCGAGGCUCUUCCAACAGGCCGGUUUUUGCUCAGAGAUCGUACAGUCAAACCCAGAUAACCGGCCUCAGUGGCCUGAACCUGAGCGUCAGCCAGCAGCCCCUCGACGUGUCGCCGGGGAGGAGCAGCGUGACCUCGCGCAGAACCUCGAUUCAGGAGAGCGUAGGCGGGCUCAAUCCGGCGGCGGCUCUAUACCGGACGAGCACGAUAGCAGAAGGGCAGAAGCGGCAAUCGGUAGCGAGCAACGGUAGCAAGAGACUCAGCUUUACCGAGUUCACGAGGAGGUUGAGCAGUACCGGCAGCCUGCUACUCAACGGGAGCCCUAGCGGCGAGACAGAAGCUCAGCCCGCUGGGCUGUCUCGCUCGGCAAUGCAGCCUCGUGGGCCGCCGCCCCUCUUCAACUCACCAAAGAACGAGAGGGAGCGUGCUGUGGACCGCAAUGCCCACGACCAGAUGUGCAGCAGCUGGCGGAACGGCGUGGGUGUGCUCGGCGGCGAGGGUGGCUUCUUGUGA
This is a messenger RNA of Diaporthe citri, 1998 nucleotides long. RefSeq lists its product as uncharacterized. The record is from RefSeq and is a predicted model, not a curated record. Bases 1 to 1998 code for a protein of 665 amino acids. NCBI's taxonomy places the organism in Eukaryota, Fungi, Ascomycota, Sordariomycetes, Diaporthales, Diaporthaceae. The transcript has 3 exons.